Messenger RNA from Meloidogyne enterolobii, 572 nucleotides. The record is from the annotation of a GenBank genome assembly. Lineage: Eukaryota; Metazoa; Nematoda; Chromadorea; Rhabditida; Meloidogynidae.
AUGCUUUAUCCGAAUGAAGAUUUUGAUGAUUGUAACAAUGGAUUCCCUCCCAAAUUCGCAAUUUGUUUGGAGAAAAAUGUGAAGGGCAAACCUUACCAUUAUCUUCUUAUAUUGCCAGACUAUCCGCAAGAUUUUAAAGAAAUGGCUAUUAUUCGAUAUUGGUUAAAACAACUAUUUAAUUGUGCAUAUGAAAAAGCUUUGUUUGAUGAAGUAGUAUUCAAUCCAGAAAUUAUUAAUUUAUUAUUUUGUGACGACAGAACAACUCUUCGUCAAUUUCUUAUUGAUAAGCCAGAAAUAUUUUCGAGAUCAUCUACGUUUAGAAAAAUCUGGGAAUAUUCUUUAAAUUAUUUUAAAAUUUAUGAACGUCUAGAAUUCAAUUUUGACUCAUUUGACAGCGAAGAUUUUUAUAUUUUAUUCAAAAUUUUGCUAAAUGAAGGCAAAAAAUUACCCAAAGUUUGUCUCAAAUUUAAUAAAUCUGAAAAAGACUGGUUUCGUGAACAGGUUUUUGAUCCUCUUGUUGAUGUAAGUUUUGAUGACAUUUUGAAAUAAAUUUUUGCUUUACAAAUAUUGGG